GCUCCAUUCACAAAAAAACUUUACGCACUUUUAUCUACGUAGCCGAGAUGUAAAGCUGGGGACGUUACUCCACAAAUCACACUCGGGGCUCGAUGGAGUCUGUACAAUCAGCUGUGCAUCAUAUCUUGUUAUGAUAAACAAGUAAUGAACGGCAAAAACACAUAAUUAAACAAUGGAAGGAAUGUUGUAUAAAUGGACCAAUUACAUAAGUGGUUGGCAACCUCGUUGGUUUGUGCUUGAUGGAGGAACUUUGUCUUACUAUGACUCUCAAGAAGAUGCCUGGAAAGGUUGCAAGGGCAGCAUUAAAAUUUCAGUUUGUGAAAUCCAAGUUCAUUCCUCUGACUUUACACGAGUUGACCUGACCAUACCAGGAGAGCAGUACUUUUACCUCAGAGCCAUUAAUGCAGCAGAGAGGCAGAAAUGGCUGGUGGCACUGGGAACAGCCAAAGCUUGCCUUACAGACAACCGAACAAAGAGAGAAAAGGAGCUCCAGGAGAACACAGAGGCAUUGAAAACUAAGAUGUCAGAACUCAGAUUAUACUGUGACCUUCUUCUACAACAAGUAAACAAGAUCAAGGAGAAUGAUGAGCUGGGAGACACAGUGGAGACAGGCAUAGACACUGGAAACAUGGUGAAGUCUACAUGCACCACUUUCCUUAAGACUCUGGAGGAAUGCAUGCAUAUAGCAAAUCGUACUUUCAGUACGGAUAUGGCAACACAGAGUCCACCAGGAUCUCCUCCUGUAGCAGCCAUCAAACCUCAGAAGAUUAAACCUGUCAAUCAUUUAAAUCUGAACCUUGGAGACAAAGAGAGAGAUUUGGCUGAAACCUCAGGAGAAGCAAUUGCAUAUGACAGCCAGAGCCUUGACUCUGGAGCAGAGAGACCAGAUGAGCCAGAUAGACCAGAAUACCAACCUUCCCCAUCAGACAUUGAUGCAGCCAACGGCAACAGCUCAGUCCACGAGGUGCGAGUUGAUGUUACUUUACACACUACCCAGAAUACCUUGGAGAAUGAACACUAUGUCCAACCAGCCGAGAAGGAUGAGGAGAGUGAAGCUGAUGAUCAAAAGGAGACAAAACAAGAGGAGAAGCACAGACUGGACCAAAGUCAAGAGCAUGACAACAACAACAAGGAAGCAAACGCUGUUCAGCCUCAGCACCAACAGGAAGCUAUUCCAGACCAAGAAGAGGAUCAACAGGAAGACGAGACUUCCAGAGAUUCAACAGAGCCAGAAGACAUAGAGCAGGUGGAAACUUUCUUCAGCACAAUGAGUCACAGAUUUAGUGAUAUAAGACUGGACGACGACAAUGGUAUCCCUACUCAAGAGUUUUUGGACUCAUGCUAUGCAAUAGUGCCUGUAUUAGACAAACUGGGGUCCACAGUGUUUGCACCAGUUAAAAUGGAUUUUGUUGGAAAUAUCAAGAAAAUUCACCAGAAGCUGAUGUCAGAACCCGACAGCUUCCCCACACUACAGUCCAUCGUGCUGCAUGAAGUCCAGACAGAUGAUGCCCAGGUGCGCAACUCAGCCACAGAGGCUCUGCUGUGGCUCAGACGAGGCCUGAAGUUCCUCAAAGAGUUUCUGUCAGAGGUCAAUGCAGGACAUCAAGACAUCCAGGGAGCGCUAAAUAAUGCCUAUGGAAAGACCCUUCGGCGGUACCAUGGAUGGGUUGUGCGAGGUGUAUUUGCUUUGGCGCUGAGAGCUGCCCCGUCUUAUCAAAGUUUCAGCGCUGCCUUAGUGUCAAGAGAGGGCGACGAGCUGAAGAGAGGCUUCACCAGCGGCAUGUGCAGGGAUCUUGGAGUGUACCUGCCUGCCAUGGAGAAGCAGCUGGCCAUCCUAGAUGCCCUGUAUGAAGAGUACAACCUGGAAUCGGAUGAAGUGGUGUGAAAUGUAAACAGAGAGAUGAUCCGAGUUCAGGGAAGGGCAGAACCUGACCGCAGGGGCAGAGUGGUGAUUAACUGCUGAAGGAAGGUGCCAGAUGCAUCAGGUGCAUCUUGUGUACAAAAUAGUAUGAGCAUGUCCCGUGUCAGUGUGAGGUGUUUCCAGUGGUUGUUAAACUCUACGACAGUAGAGGGUCUAGGUUUGAAGAAGGUAUUAAUGUCUUUAUUUAGGAGCCCACAGGGGGCAAAGCAAGCACCAACAAUUAAGACAUUAUGGUUUGACAAAAUGUAGUUUCUGGGUCUUGUUUAAAAGGCCUUUGAGUGUAGGGGGUUUAAGCCCUAUUAUGCAGACUCCAUGCAUAAUGAUUCAUGGUGACAUUUGUUUCUGGUGCGCAUUUUGUUUGUAUUGUGGCUUUUUAUGUACAGGACGUGUUAACCACAAAAUAUUUGGCUCUAGUAACUUCCUUGAAUGAUCAUUUGGGAUUGAACUGAUCAGAAUGCAAAGACAUUUUUAAUCAAGAUUGUCCUGUUUCCUUGGAUCCAUGAAACAUGAUGAUACUUGUAACUAACACAAAGCACUAUUUUGACAAAAACAAUGUCAGAUUGUUACAAUGCCCAUUAUACAGUACAUAUGCCUUAAGUAGGUGAUGGUAUUACAUAAUGGGCAGAUUUUUUGUAUAUUAGGUAAAUGUUCUUUCUUGCACUGACUGUUGGAAGUUUAGUGGAAAUUAUAAUCAAUAUUGAUUUUGUUUCUUACCCUGAAACAUUUAUAUAAAUCCUGCAGUUUGACAAUGUUGACAAUUGUUUUACAUCGCUAACAUGUUAUGAGCUGUUGCUCUAGAGACUUUCCAUGGGACCAAAAAGAAGCUGUCAUGUGAAUGGCUUUAGCCAUUGCUGCCUACAGUACCACAACACACAAGAAUGAAAUAAUACAGUGUAGCUGUUAAAGUACUGCUGAUUAUUUAUGUCGCCAUCCUCUGCACAAACCUAUGCAUAGUAUGCAUUUUCAUGUCUAUUUAUUAUGUCUUAAGUUAUAAAAUUCACAUUAAUGUCAUGGGGAUCAUUUCAGUCCAGCUUUUGUGUGAAUGUAUGGACAUUUGUAUCCACAGAGCAUGUUUAUUGAUUGCAUGGUUUUAUGUAUUAAGUAACAUCGGUGCCAAUGGAAAUGGAAUAUAGGUCAAGGCCUUGAAUUAAUCAAGUUAAUAAAUAAUCCUAAAGGGGAUAGAUCGUGAAAGUUAAAAUACAUUGCUUCUCUUUCAUCUCUGUACUGAUAAUGAACCGUAAACUUCAGCAAGUCUACUUUGCAGAUUUCAGCAUUUUUUUCACCAUCUCGUCCAUGCACUGUUCUAAAUGUACUUGAGUGUUGUUACUUAUUAUUUUAUGUCGAUUCAACAAUGAAAAAAUUAGUGGGAAGACCUCCCAGCCAGGUUAAAGUUUGUCCAUAGAUUCACUGAGCCAUUCGAAAGCAGGAACAUCCUCGUAGGGCUUUUUUACCGAGACACACCGUGUAGUAUUCUUAACUUUAUUCUAACUUUUCUUUUGAGUUUUCAUACAUACAGUAAUAAUUCUUGUGUAGUCAUUUGCAGCAGGUUUACAUCAGAUGAUUGAUUUCUUGUUGCAGAUAAAUUCCAAUGUUAAUCUUGAAAAUAUGCUAUUGUAAUAUUACAAACAUUUGAUUUGGUUUUUCUAUGAUUGUAUAUAAGAUGCUAUUUGAUUUUUACAUAAUAAAUAAUUGAGUUGUC
Molecule: messenger RNA, 3620 nt
Organism: Siniperca chuatsi (mandarin fish)
Lineage: Eukaryota; Metazoa; Chordata; Actinopteri; Centrarchiformes; Sinipercidae
Gene: plekha8
Product: pleckstrin homology domain containing, family A (phosphoinositide binding specific) member 8
Exons: 13
Coding region: 173-1885 (570 amino acids)
Biological process (GO): intermembrane lipid transfer; ceramide transport
Cellular component (GO): membrane; cytoplasm; cytosol
Molecular function (GO): ceramide 1-phosphate transfer activity; ceramide 1-phosphate binding
Source: RefSeq, a predicted model, not a curated record